This is a messenger RNA of Salvelinus sp. IW2-2015, 1798 nucleotides long. Its product is annotated as transcription factor ATOH1-like. The record is from RefSeq and is a predicted model, not a curated record. Gene Ontology annotation, biological process: axon development; sensory organ development; positive regulation of transcription by RNA polymerase II. The transcript has a single exon. Gene Ontology annotation, cellular component: nucleus. NCBI's taxonomy places the organism in Eukaryota, Metazoa, Chordata, Actinopteri, Salmoniformes, Salmonidae. Gene Ontology annotation, molecular function: E-box binding; DNA-binding transcription factor activity, RNA polymerase II-specific; protein dimerization activity. Bases 161 to 1060 code for a protein of 299 amino acids.
GCGUGCCGCUUUUUAAAGCGAUGCCGCGCCUUGAGACACUAGAGAAGGAGUCCUGCACGCGACAUAGUGCGAGCACAGUGUGCAAAAUAAACGUUCUUGACAGCAUUUUAUAUUUUGCUAAGUUUUUAGUCCAAGCCACCUGAUUUAUAGUUUUUUUUAAAUGGAUGUUAUCAGUGUUGAGGAAUGGAGCAAAGGCGCAAAGGAGAUGUGCGAGGUGCAGCACUCGAAAAUGGAGAGGGGGGAGCAGAGCGAGUACCCAUCAAGUCUGGCACUCAUGGACAGCAGUGACCCACGCGCCUGGCUGGCUCCCAUGCAGUCUGGCACCUGCGCGGCACACGCCGACUACCUGCUGCACUCGCCCAGCUCCAGCUUGGAAGGCGGGUUCCCCACAUCCGGCCACAGCCCAAACUUUAGAAAUAGUUCCAAUAGUCCGCUCAAAGUGCGGGACUUGUGUCGGCUAAAGGGAUCGGUGAGCGCCGAGGAGGGCAGACAGAGAGCUCCAUCCAAUCCCGGUAACGUUGUGCAGAAGGUGAGGCGCCAGGCAGCCAAUGCGCGGGAGAGGAGACGGAUGCAUGGCUUGAACCAUGCCUUUGACGAGCUGCGCAGUGUCAUCCCUGCUUUCGACAAUGACAAAAAGCUUUCCAAAUACGAUACCCUGCAGAUGGCCCAGAUCUACAUCAACGCGCUGGCGGACCUGCUACAGGGUCCCGGUGUGGACUCGCCAAAGUGUGACCUGUUGUCCGCCACGGAGAGUCCCCGGGGAUCCUCCGCCUCCACCUGCCAAAGGGGCGCAGGGACUGGGCUACCGGUCCAGGUUAACGGGAUCCCAUUCCCCGUCGAAGACGGCUCGUUCUCUACUUUGAUGGAGCAAGAAAUGCGGUCUUCCUCGGGGACACCCAGUUCCAGCUCCGAGAGCAGAAAGGACUCCCCCCAGUCGAACCGCAGUGACGGAGAGUUCUCCCCGCACUCCCAUUUCAGUGACUCGGAUGAGAUGCAGAUGGAGCUCCUGAGUGAAGAUGAGCUCUCUGAACUCAAGCUUUCCAGCCUUCACAAAUUUUGAAACUUCACCCUGGACUUUCAAAUCGUGUCAAUCAUAUCUGCUGGCAUAUGCCUACAUUUUAUACGAUAAUAGAUUGCUUUCCAAAAUCAUUUUGUUUGGUUUGAGAGUUAUAUUUGAUCAACUGUUAGAUAAAGAUGAUUUUAUGUCAGAUCAUUUGGUUCUGCCAAUUAAAUGUACCGUCUCCUCGGGACCAGGGAAAGACCCCUUUGCCAUGUCGACUGUCGCGCGCAGCAUUGCCACGGGCUUUCCCAAUCCCACUUCAUGGACAAACGUAGUCUUCCAAGAAUUUGCCUGAUAUUAUUUAUGUACAGACCUUUGUAAUUAUAUUUUCCAUAUAGCAUACUGCUGAUGAUUUAAUUGUUUAUUUGUUUGUAAAUGUCCCUGUAUUCAUUUGUUUGCGACUUCUAAAGUUAACAACGCGCACUUUAAAACACGAGUCAGAGGCUUGGAGCAACAUGACUUUGUUAUUGAACAACUGUUUUUUUGUAGUAGUAGUAGGCCUAAUGCCAAUUUAAUAUUUAAUUUAGCAAUUUUUUGUUAUUUUUGUCUUUUUGGCUAUUCACUUUAAAUGCAUUUAUGUGUCUGUGCUUUCAUUGGAUGAUUUAAGUUGAUUUAUUCCUGAUUGUGUUCUAUUGUUUUUCCAAUUGAAUGUGUCAUUUCAAAUGUUUCUAAAACCUAGUGAUUUACCGUUAACUGGUUCAUUUUCUUUUGAUUUUGAGAAUAAAAUAAGCAAACUGA